Molecule: messenger RNA, 5156 nt
Organism: Saimiri boliviensis boliviensis (Bolivian squirrel monkey)
Lineage: Eukaryota; Metazoa; Chordata; Mammalia; Primates; Cebidae
Product: fer-1-like protein 4
Biological process (GO): plasma membrane organization
Source: RefSeq, a predicted model, not a curated record
AUGGCUCUGACAGUGUGCGUGCAACAACUAACAGGGCUAUCUGGCACCCACGACCGACAAGUGAAGCUCAGCUUUCCAGGCUUUACCCAGAAAACAAGAAAAAUUCACUGUGGUCAAGAAGCCGAUAUUGGUGAGCUGUUCCACUGGCUCCACUAGGAGGCUCCACUGGCUGGGGAGUGUCUGUCUGUGCAGGUGGUCAACUGCAGCCGUGUAUUCAGCCCCAGGCCCUUAGGGACCCUGGUGAUCUCCCUGCAGCAGCUACAGAAUGCUGGGCAUUUGGUGCUACGGGAAGCUCUAGUGGAUGAGAACCUUCACGUGUCCCCGAUCCAGGUGGAGCUUGACCUGAAGUACCAGCCCCCAGAGGGCGCUACUGGAGCCUGGGCAGAGGAGGACUUUGGGGCACCCAUCCAGGACAGCUCGGAGUUGAUCAUCCGUAAUGUGGACUUCCAGGAACUGGAGCCUAGGGAGGCCCAGCUGGAGCGGCAGGCAGUGGCUCUGGGCCACAGGCUAGCUCGAAGCCUAGGUUGGCAGGAUGAUGAGGAGAAUGAGCUGGAGCUGGAGCUGGAGCAGGACCUGGAGGAUGAGCCUGAUAUGGAACUUUCUGGCGUUGUGUUCAGUCCUCUCAAGAGCCGCACCAGGGACCUGGCCCGUGGGGAUCCCUUCCAGAUGUCCAGAGCUCAAGACUUCCAGGUGGGAGUCACGGUGCUGGAGGCCCAGAAACUGGCUGGAGUCAACAUUAACCCCUAUGUGACUGUGCAUGUUGGGGGGCAGCGCCGUGUCACCGCCACACAGCUUGGAACCAAUUGCCCCUUUUACAAUGAGUACUUCUUGUUCGAAUUUCAUGACACCCGGCUUCACCUCCAAGACUUGCUGCUGGAGAUCACGGCUUUCCAUUCGCAGACCCUCCCUUUUAUGGCCACCCGGAUAGGCACCUUCAGGAUGGACCUGGGCAUCAUCUUGGACCAGCCAGAUGGCCAGUUCUACCAAAGAUGGGCUCCGCUGCAUGAUCCUCAGGACACCCGCGCCGGGGCCAAGGGCUUAGUUAAGGUCACCUUGUCCGUGAGGGCGCGCGGGGACCUGCCCCCUCCAAUGCUACCCGAGGCCCCCGGGCACUGUUCAGACAUCGAGAAGAACCUGCUCCUGCCGCGCGGGGUGUCCGCGGAGAGGCCGUGGGCGCGGCUCCGCGUGCGCCUGUACUGCGCAGAGGGGCUUCCCGCGCUGCGCUCUGGGCUGUUGGGCAGCCUGGCCCGCGCCCUUCACGACCAGCGCGUCCUGGUGGAGCCCUACAUGCGGGUGUUUUUUCUGAGACAGCAGGGCGAGACGUCUGUGCGCGCCGAGGCGGCGGCGCCCGAGUGGAACGAGCAGCUGAGCUUCGUGGAGCUCUUCCCACCGCUGACGCGCAGCCUCCGUCCGCAGCUAAGGGACGAUGCGCCCCUGGUGGACGCGGCCCUCGCCACGCACGUGCUGGACCUGAGGUGGAUCUCCCACCCGGGCCGCGCGGCGGGGUUUAACCCCACCUUCGGCCCGGCCUGGGUGCCCCUCUAUGGCUCGCCCCCCGGCACAGGGCUCGGGGAUGGUCUUCAAGGUCUCAACGAAGGCGUUGGCCGAGGCAUUUGGUUCCGAGGCCGCCUUCUGCUGGCUGUGUCCAUGCAGGUGCUGAAAGGGAGAGCUGAACCUGAGCCUCCCCAGGCCCUGCAGGAAUCCAGGUUGUCCCGGCUCACCCGAAAGAAGAAAAAGAAAGCCAGGCGGGAUCACACCCCGACGGGGGUUCUUCAGCACGUGGACGCCAGCCCCGGUGCCGAGGGUCCUGAGAUUCCCAGUGCCAUGGAGGUGGAGGUGGAGGAGCUGCUGCCGCUGCCAGAGAAUUUCCUGGCGUCCUGUGAAGAUUUCCUGCUUUUCGAUGUACUCUUUGAGGCCACCAUGAUCGACCCCGCCGUGGCCUCCCAGCCCAUCAGCUUGGAGAUCUCCAUUGGUCGUGCAGGCCGCCUGGAGGAGCAAUUGGGCCGAGGGUCCAGAGCUGGGGAGGGAACUGAAGGUGUGGCGGUGGAGGCUCAGCCUCUACUGGGAGCCAGGGCAGAGGAGGAGAAAGAGGAGGAGGAGCUGGGGACCCCUGCUCAGCGACCUGAACCCACGGAUGGCAGCGGGCCAUACUUCUGCUUGCCCCUGCGUCACCACAAGCCGUGUGUGCACGUGUGGAGUCGCUGGGAGGAUCACACCUGGCGACUGCAGAGCAGCAACUGCGUGCACAGAGUGGCUGAGAGGCUGGACCAGGGACUGCAGGAGGUUGAGAGGCUGCAGCGCAGGCCGGGACCUGGUGCCUGUGCACAGCUCAAGCAGGUGCUGGAAGAGCUGGUGGCUGGGAGCAGACAGUUUUGCCACAGUGCUGAGCGCAGGGUGAUGACCCGGCCCAAUGCCCUGGAUCGAUGCUGAGGGAAACUCCUGGUGCACAGUCUGAACCUUUUGGCUAAGCAAGGACAGCGACUUCUGCGGGGCCUGAGACGGAGCAACGUGCAAAAGAAGGUGGCAUUGGCCAAAAAGCUCCUGGGAAAACUGCGCUUUCUGGCUCAGGAGGUCUCCAAAGACACAGUUCCUGUCUUCCACCCCCAGGACUUGCCGGAGCAGCCUCACUUGCAGCCCCCACUCAGCAUCCUGGUGAUUGAGCGCCGGGCCUUUGGCCGCACAGUCCUUGUGGUCCACAUUGUCCCCCAUAUGCUGCGAUUCACAUUUCGGGGACACGAGGAUUCUCCUGAGGAGGAAGGAGUGAUGGAGGAGACAGGGAAUAUGAUGCCCAAGGGACCGCAAGGACAGAAGUCCCUGGAUCCCAUCUUGGCUGAAGCGGGUCUAUCCAGACAGCUCCUGAAGCCUCAUCUGAGGAAGCUCCGCCUAGGAGACCUCUUGAAUCAAGGCCCUGAGCUAGAAGAGGACAUCCCAGAUACAGAAGAGCUCGACUGGUGGUCCAAGUACUACGCAUCACUGCAGGAGCUCCAAGGGCAGCACAACUUUGAUGAAGAUGAAAUGGAUGAUCCUAGAGAUUCAGAUGGGGUCAACCUCAUUACUAUGGUUGGGGAGGCCCAUGACCAGGGUGAGGCUGAAGUUAAAGGGGCUGUGUCCCGAAAAAAAGCAAUUGCCACCCUGAAGAUCUACAACAGGUCCCUGGAGGAAGAGUUUAACCACUUUGAAGACUGGCUGAAUGUAUUUCCUCUGUACCGAGGGCAGGGGGGCCAGGAUGGAGGUGGAGAAGAGGAAGGAUCUGGACACCUUGUGGGCAAGUUCAAGGGCUCCUUCCUCAUUUACCCUGAAUCAGAGGCAGUAUCGUUCUCUGAGCCCCAGGUCUCCCUGGGGGUUCCACAGAACCGACCCAUCAAGCUCCUGGUCAGAGUGUAUGUUGUAAAGGCUACCAACCUGGCUCCUGCAGACCCCAACGGCAAAGCAGACCCUUAUGUGGUGGUGAGCGCUGGCCAGGAGCGGCAGGACACCAAGGAGCAUUAUAUCCCCAAGCAGCUCAACCCCAUCUUUGGAGAGAUCCUGGAGUUAAGCAUCUCUCUCCCAGCUGAGACGGAGAUGACGGUGGCCGUAUUUGAUCAUGACCUCGUGGGUUCUGACGACCUCAUCGGGGAGACCCACAUUGAUCUAGAAAAUCGAUUCUAUAGCCACCACAGAGCAAACUGUGGGCUGGCCUCCCUGUAUGACGUGGAUGGUUACAAUACCUGGCGUGAUGCAUUCCGGCUUUCGCAGAUCCUGGCGGGGCUGUGCCAACGCUGUGGCCUCCCCGCCCCUGAAUACCGAGCUGGUGCUGUCAAGGUGGGCAGCAAAGUCUUUCUGACACCACCUGAGACCCUGCCCCCAGGCAGCAGAGGCCUAAAGGUGGUGAGUGGGGACCCUGAAGAGGCCCAGGCAUUGCUUGUACUGCGGCGCUGGCAGGAAAUGCCGGAUUUUGGGAUCUAGCUGGUACCCGAGCAUGUAGAAAUACGUCCUCUCUACCAUCCCCAUAGCCCAGGGCUGCUGCAGGGAUCUCUUCACAUGUGGAUUGACAUCUUUCCUCGAGAUGUGCCUGCCCCACCCCCAGUUGACAUCAAGCCUCGGCAGCCAAUCAGCUAUGAGCUCAGAGUUGUCAUCUGGAACACGGAAGAUGUGGUGCUGGAUGACGUGAAUCCACUCACUGGAGAGAUGUCGAGUGACAUCUACGUAAAGAGCUGGGUAAAGGAACUGGAGCAUGACAAGCAGGAGACAGACGUUCACUUCAACUCCCUGACUGGGGAGGGGAACUUCAAUUGGCGCUUUGUGUUCCGUUUUGACUACCUGCCCACGGAGCGGGAGGUACCCUUCGCCCUGGAGGAGGCAGAGUUCCGGCAGCCGGCAGUGCUGGUCCUGCAGGCCUGGGACUAUGACUGCAUCUCCGCCAAUUACUUCCUUGGAUCCCUGGAGUUACAGCUACCAGACAUGGUGCGUGGGCCAGUGGUGAAGCUGCAGGAGGCAGAGGACGUGGAGCAGGAGGCGCAGGAAGCUCAGGCUGGCAAGAAGCGAAAGCGGAGGAGGAGGAAGGGCCGGCCAGAAGACCUGGAGUUCACAGACACGGGUGGCUAUGUAUACAUCCUCAUGGGCAAGGUAGAGGCAGAGCUUGAGCUGCUGACCGUGGAGGAGGCAGAGAAACGGCCAGUGGGGAAGGGGCGGAAGGAGCCAGAGCCUCUGGAGAAGCCCAGCCGCCCCAAAACUUCCUUCACUGACCUGUGAUCACAUGCUGUCCAGGGCCGGUUCCUCCAGGUGGCAGAGAACAGAUGUUCUUGGGUGACCUCAGAAGCUGGGGGCUUUCUUGAAGAAUGCCCAGGGAUAGAAGGCUGCCCCCAUCCCCCACAGGGAAGAAAAGGACCCUGGCAGCCAAGUUCUCACACCCUCUGAGCACCUUUGCCACUGCUCCUGCUCCUGCCAGCGGCCAGGUCCCUCUCACCUAAUCUGUUUCUAGCUUCCACCGCUCUAGGACAGCUAAGGACUUGACAGACCCAUUAACCACCAUCCCUGAGAGAGGCUGACAUCAAAGCUGCAUCUUGGGUCUGACUCCAGAGGUUCUGCUGUCAUUACCCGACUUCGCUUCCUUUCCCCUCUUUGCUUUUCCCUUACAUCAACAUUCGAGAAAUGAUCUGAUAAACUGACUGGUGAUG